Molecule: messenger RNA, 1587 nt
Organism: Fundulus heteroclitus (mummichog)
Lineage: Eukaryota; Metazoa; Chordata; Actinopteri; Cyprinodontiformes; Fundulidae
Product: thymic stromal cotransporter homolog
Exons: 7
Coding region: 236-1573 (445 amino acids)
Biological process (GO): transmembrane transport
Cellular component (GO): membrane
Molecular function (GO): transmembrane transporter activity
Source: RefSeq, a predicted model, not a curated record
UCCCUGCAUUUUAGGGAACAUCCAAUGAAACUGACUGAGCAUGGAGAUUACGCAGAGCAGAUGAGGAAAUGAGCGCGCAGAGUCCCUCCCCGUCUCCAAAAUCAGGGGCAGGUUACUUCUGCGACGCGCUUCUCAUCUCCAUAAGAGAGCAGCAACGAGAACCCGUCACGCUGUCUUGGUGCCAUUUUAAAAACAAACAGAAAAAAAAAACAAGAAACAAAAUCCAGCCACAAGCAUGGUAAUGCCGGGCUCGUGCUCAGCAGCCUUCGCGGUGUUUCGGCAGAUUGAGCCGAUCAUCGUGCUGGAGCAGCUGGGCAGCACCCUCUUCGACACGGCGUUGCAGAUGGUGGUGAAGGACCGAUGCGCCAACGUCACCGACCCCGAUCACCCGUCGGAGGAGGGCCAGCAGAGAGCGAUCACUGACUUCUACAUGACCUACAACCUCAUCAUCAAGCUCACGUCCGUCAUCCCGGCGCUGCUCCUGGCCAGACUCGGCGACCGCGGCUGGAGGAGGGCGCCCAUCGUGGUGCCCCUGAGCGGGUACCUGCUGUCCAGGUGCGCCCUGCUCCUGGUGGUCGUUUUCGGUCUUCCGCUCAAGGUGAUGUUGGCGGCCGCGGUGGUCUUCGGGCUGUCCGGGGGGUUCAGCGCCUACUGGCCCGGCAUCAUGACCCUGGCGUCGCUCGGCUCCACGGCGGCUGAUCGCUCCAAGGUGAUGAUGAGAGUGGAGCUGCUGUACGGGUUGACAGGACUGGUGGGCAGCUUGGUGUCGGGUCACCUGUUCCAGUUGCACAGCUUCAGUUUGGGAAACGGGACCAUCCUGCUGUGUGUGAGCACGCUGCUGCACUUCCUCUGCCUCGUAUUCUCUGGAGUCCUGCUGCAGGUGAGGCGAGGGAACAGCGAGGACUCUGAGGAAAGCUACCACCUCCUGUCUCACGCCUCCCGUAACACUCGUCUCGUCGAGGCUUUUGCGGGGAUGAACGUGGUGAACCUGGUUCUCCUGUUUGCGGCAGCCUUCCUCUACGACUUCGCCGUGGGCGGAGCUAUAGAGAUCCUGGGCUCCUUUGUGCUGAAAUCGCCGCUCAGCUGGACUGCAGCACAAGUGGGCUACGGAAACGCGGCGGGCUGCAUGAUUUUCAUCACCAGUUUCGUCGGCGUCAUCGUCUUCCGCAGAUGUGACGUCUGCGACGAGACCAUGAUCCUGAUUGGCAUGCUGUCUUUCGCUUCGGGCAUCUACCUCAUGUCCUUCGUCACCACCACCUCCAUGUUCUACAUCGCCCGUUCACUAAACCUCUUUGCACUCAUCCCGAUGCCGACCAUCAGGUCUCUGGUCUCCCAGCAGGUUCCUGCAUCCUCCUGUGGCACCACUCUCACCGUGCUGCAGAUGGUUCUGAAGUUGGCCGGCGUAGCCUACAUUCCCACUUUCACCAAGAUCUACCAGAACACCCUGAACAGCCUCCCAGGCUUAGUCUUUCUGGUCUCCAGCAUCUUCACAGUCCUGGCGAUGAUUCCCAUCAGCAUCGUGGGCUGCAGGUCGGCUCAGAAGCAACAAUACGUGAGGAUUCUGGGAGACUGAAGGAGCAGCGCAGA